This is a messenger RNA of Capronia epimyces CBS 606.96, 882 nucleotides long. RefSeq lists its product as uncharacterized. The record is from RefSeq and is a predicted model, not a curated record. The transcript has 2 exons. Gene Ontology annotation, cellular component: precatalytic spliceosome. Gene Ontology annotation, molecular function: zinc ion binding; RNA binding. The coding region runs from base 1 to 882 and encodes 293 amino acids. NCBI's taxonomy places the organism in Eukaryota, Fungi, Ascomycota, Eurotiomycetes, Chaetothyriales, Herpotrichiellaceae. Gene Ontology annotation, biological process: mRNA splicing, via spliceosome.
AUGUCGGAAUAUUGGAAGUCUACGCCUAAAUACUGGUGUAAACACUGCAGCGCAUAUGUUAAAGACACCCCUUUCGAGCGCAAACAACAUGAGAGCACGGGCAAGCAUCAAGGCAAUCUCAGACGGUUCCUUCGAGACAUCCAGAAUAGCCAUGAACGGAGCGAACGCGAAAAGGAGCGAGCAAAGUCAGAGGUUGAAAGGCUGAGCAAAGUCGCUAGUGGCAGCACCCCGACAUCUUCGAUAGCUACAACCGCCCCUGCAAAGUCGCAGCCUUUGAGCGUCCCGAAACCUCCAACCCAAGCAGCGGCUGACUUGAAGAGGCAAUGGGCGCAGUUGGCUGAUAUGGGCAUCAAAGUCCCCGAAAAAGCACGAUCUGAGAUGGCCAUGCCAGGAGAGUGGAAGGCGGUGGAACGACAGACGAUCAAUGAGGCGCCGGCGGAAGAGGCUCGAAAUAUCGGAGUCAGAAAACGAAAAUAUGAAGAUCAGGAAGAGGAGGAAGAAGUAGAAGAGACGAUCGUCAAUCGGGUAUGGGGAUCAACUACAAAGCGUUAUCCUGGCGACGACAAAGCGGACCUGGACGAGUUAUUGUCUGGCACGAUCUCCUUGAAGAAAGAAAAGAACAAUUCUGCUUCUCCUCUGCUAAAAGACGAAACGAAGGAAGCGUUGAAGCAAGAGAACGACGCUGGCCUCGAUGGAGAUGUCGGUAGGAGCGAAGGACAGCAAUCCAACAAAGUCGAUGCCUUGUCGACCGACAACACUCUACCAGAAGAUACUCUGGUGAAGGGAGAGAUAGACACCUCUCAAUCACUGACACCCUUGGACGCGAUCCCGGAAGAAGUACCGCUACCAGUAUUCAAGAGGCGCAAGGCUAAAGCAUCCUGA